CCACGUUUCCCGGGGUCCCAUGACAGAGUCUGUAGACGUAACUGUAUCCGAUCACCUGGAGCAGUCCCACAGCCAACAGCUGUCACAGCAGGUUAACAGUCGGGCGUAACCAUCAGCGGUAUGAAAACAGAAUACGAGUACGGACCUGGCUUUCAGGCCACGGAUGACAUGCGGAGUGCGUUUGAAGAAUUUGGAUAUAUCAUAAUUAGAGGUAUUUUGGACUCGGAGGAAAUCACGAAACUGAGAAGAAGUAUUGAGGACAAUGAGGAGCUGAUGAAGAACUCCUUCGAGCUCUCUGACGGGGAAGAAGGUAAAAGCCGCGCAUGCGUGUGGAGCCAUCCUGGCAAUGACGUGGCUGGAUUGGUUGUCCGUAGUCAGAAAGUUGCUGGAACGUGUGAGAAGCUGAUGGGCGGCGAGGUGUACCACUAUCACUCCAAGCUGAUGAUGAAGGAAGCGAGAACUGGAGGCAAGUUUGUCUGGCACCAGGAUUAUGGAUACUGGUACAAGAACGGUUGUCUGACCCCUGACCUAAUGAGCGUGAUGAUCGCAAUUGACAAGUGUGAGAAGGCUAACGGAUGUUUGCAGGUUCUGGAGAAGUCGCACAAGCGUGGGCGGAUCGAGCACCUGCGGGUCGGGGGACAGACCGGAGCGGACAUAGAGCGGGUGGAGUUCAUCAAGAAGAUCUGCUCGUUAAAAUACGUGGAACUACAGCCAGGUGACGCCCUGUUCUUCCACUCCAACCUCCUGCACAACAGCAGCGCCAACACCAGCGACGACCGACGAUGGGUCCUCAUCCCCGCCUACAACCGACGUUCCAACAACCCAGCGUUCGAACACCACCACCCCCAGUACACAAAGCUGGAUAUCGUUCCAGACGACGCCGUCAAGUCGUGCACGACGUAUGUCGACAACAUUGGGAAGGAAUACAUGGAUCCUGACACCGACAAGACAAUCGUGAAGUUGAACCCUGACCAACAACCCUGAUUGACAACAACAAUUGACAAUCAUUUGACAACCAUGAUUGGACAACAUGGAUAUAUAACACUACUGUUCGAGAAACGUUUCAGGAUUCAUAUAUUGGUAUAUUAAAGGACUGGAAGACAUUCUCUUAUUUCAAAUCUACCCCACUCACAUGUAACGUGCAUUUCUUACGUUCCCUGCUCUAAAUGAUUGGGUGUAUUUAUUUCAGGGUCUGUAUGACAGACUACGAAAAUACUUAUCUGUGCAUAGUUGGAUCCAGAGGGGGUUGCAGGGGUGCCCCCCUUUUCUCCUGAAAGUUUAUUAAAUGACCAUUGAAACUCUCGUGAAAACGGAUGAAAAUGAACUGUACACCCUACCACUCCUUUCUGAACUGUGCUACCCCCUUUCUCAAAAAGCCGUAUCCGCCCCUGUGUGUGGAUACCUAAUCCAUAACAUGUUUUAUGAGCCAUAUGUGCUUUGAGGUUUGUACAUAUACACUACUGUACAAAAAACAAUAUUAUUGUGUUCGCGGCCUUGACAACACAUGGCUAUGCUUCUAUACCAGCCUUGAUAUUCUCCGUAGUUUUUUUUUAUCUCAUGCCCGCCCUGAAUUUUCAUUCCAACGUGAAACAAUUAUAUGUUUGGUUUUCUCAAAUUAUGGAAAUUGAUGCCCUGCUGUGACAAAUAAAGUACUCUUCCCUUGCACAUUCC
Molecule: messenger RNA, 1671 nt
Organism: Haliotis rubra (blacklip abalone)
Lineage: Eukaryota; Metazoa; Mollusca; Gastropoda; Lepetellida; Haliotidae
Product: L-proline trans-4-hydroxylase-like
Exons: 10
Coding region: 121-984 (287 amino acids)
Source: RefSeq, a predicted model, not a curated record